AUGGAAUUAAUAUACUCAAUGAGGCGUAAGCCUCUAAAAUGUGAACCACCAAAUUUCGAGAAUAGUGCAGACCCAGAGGAAGUCAGGCCAAUUUGUACCAUUUCAACGUGUAAUAUAAUUGCAUUUUCGUCUCUAACCGAGUUGUCUGACACUGAUGGUGAUACAUGGGGUGGUCAUGUUUACGUAUGUGAUCUGGACACGCCAUGGGAAAGCCAUAAAGUCGUUAGCACAGUGUAUCCUGUUUCUGCUCUCGAAUGGGAUGGAGAGGGCAAGCAGCUUCUGGUGGCUACAACAGUCGGUGAUGUGUCAGUCUAUACUCAGAAAGAUUAUCUACUUAAUGAAUGGACCUGUCUAUACACAGCUAGUUUCCCAGGUGAACAUAUAAUAAAAGCUGUAUUCUUUCACAAUGGACGUAGAAUAGUUGCAGUUGAAAAGAAGCCAGAUGCUCCUAUUAGUGAAAGGAUACAGAUGUUACGUUCUGUACCUACAUUAAAAGGAUUUGGUGGUGUUGCGUGCGAAGGAGCCUGUUUGAUCACAGGCACAGGCUUAGUGGGCGCUAUGAUGCCUACCGGUGAAUCCAAUCGAGCCCUCGUCGCUUCUGACUGUCUACGAGCCCCCAGAGAUCACAUUGCAGCCGCUUCCUUCACACAUAAAAACGGCAGCAUUCUAAUCGCGGCCGCGUGGCGUCGCAGCGGACGACGCGGAGUCCGCUGUGCCGCGUGCGCGCUGAGCAGGCCCACCGGUGCACGGUCCGCGCCGCUGUCGCUGGCGCUGCAGCCGCUGCCCACCGUCUACCUGCUGGACGAUGAGCCCGUAUCAAUAACUUGGUGCCUCCGUGAAGACACUGACUCUCUUCUUAUUGCUGGUUCAACAUUGACUCUCUGGAAACUGACUGAGCGCUCCUACCCAGUACACAAACUACUAUCCAAAGGUCCUGUACAAGGCAACACUACACCGGGUGGAGGCCCGAAAGCACCCACAGACUGCUUUAACACAGUGGUGUGGCAGGCGGCGGGCGCGUGGCAGGCGGGCGGCAGCGGUGGCGGCGCGUACGUGUGCAGCGCGCGGCUGGCGCAGUGCGCGCCGCACGUGCUGCUGGCGGCGCCGCGCGCGCUCCACCUGCUGUCCAGGGACAACCACCACUACGUAUGCUCUCGUGCGGUUGGCACUGCGGUGAUGCCGGAAGCUGGUGCGGCCACGCCGCCUAAGAAACCCAAGUACGGAUCAGGAGCCGUGCCGAGCGGUGCCAACUGUGCGACGGUGUCGUGCGUCGACAUUUCGCACCUGGGCGGGCUGGCGGUCGCCGUGGACACGCACUCGCAGCUGCACGUGUACAAGCUGCCGCAACCUUGUGCCGACAUACCGACUCCUCUGUCAGUCCAGCACAUUGCCAUGCAGUUAGAGUACGCUAUGGUGUCCGGCUACGACUGCUUGGAUCUGCUUAUGACUAUGAAGCACAACAUUGUUGAGGCUGUAUACGACAGGUUGACGGAGAACUUCCAGCGGCAGCCGCAAUCUUUCCAGCAGUACUAUUAUCAUAGUUGGUUGAAGCUAAGAAUUGCCCUUUGUAGCCUGGUGGGCGGUGCUCGCGGGUGUGCUGCGGCACUAACAGCGCUGCAGCUGGCUCAGGCUGCCUGGGCGGCGUGCAGCGCGGCGCUGCGCACCGACGACAAGCCCGACGCGCCGCUCGCCGCACUGCUCGACGAGCACGACCAUGAGAAGAGUCUUUUAGCUCUGGAAGCGAAGGCGGAAACGUUAGGAGAAGGGGCUUCUUCACCGUUCUUAGCGCUCCAAGCGUUGCGGCGUCCCUUGCAGCGUGCAAUCGACACAGCGCUAACAGCCCUCGCUGCUUUAGUCGCUGUUGCUGCCUCGCCGCAGAUGCAUCAGUCUAAUGGGUACGAGGUGUGGUCGGAUGGCAGCGCGCUGUGCGUGCUGCGGCGCCUGGUGGUGUGCGCGCGCGCGUGCGGGCGCGGCGGCGACGCGCUCAGCCGGCCGCUGGCGCGCCUCGCCGCCACCGCUGCCACCGCACCCGCCGCCGCUGCCACGCCGCCCGCUCCCAAGCCCGACCUGCUCGAGGAGUGCGCGUCACUGACUGCGCAGAUGACUGCUCGUGUGUGGGACGCGCUGCCGCGAUGCUCCGUGUCCGCGCCGCACGGCAAGCCGUGGCCACUCUACCUGGAGUACGACGUGGAGCCGGAAGCCCUACGUUACGUCCCCGAGCCGCCGGUGUAUGCACAGUGCGACAGCACACCUGCUGUUGCUAUGGACUCCAUCCGUUAUAUGUACCUGGGCGGUGGACGAAGGCCAGCGCGUUGGAGACGCUGCGGACGCUGCGGGGCCAAGUCCCUGCCCGCGGCGGCGCCGGCGCGCAGCACCAUACAGCGGGCCUACGAUACGCGCUUUUUGGCACAGUGCAGGUGCGGAGGAAAAUGGACGCUGUAUUCUAACAUAUAA
Messenger RNA from Parnassius mnemosyne (clouded apollo), 2454 nucleotides. The record is from the annotation of a GenBank genome assembly. NCBI's taxonomy places the organism in Eukaryota, Metazoa, Arthropoda, Insecta, Lepidoptera, Papilionidae.